AUGAUGCCUCCUAAUGAGCAAGAAUCUAGCUUUCCGAAAACACCGGGUGCUAACCAAGGCGUAACAAGCCCUGUUCAAGAAACCCGCUUUAGCUCUCCAAGUCAUGUAAUCCCAGGCCACGACGGUCCGAGUCACCAAUCAAGGCAAUCUUCCGUUCUACGCCAAUCUUUACGUCCUAUAAUCCUCAAGUUUGAGGAGCUGACGUACAGUAUUACAUCACAAACCGGGAAAAGAAGCUACUGGUUUGGUUCACAAGAACCAAAACCGAACCGGUUCGUUCUCAACGGUGUAAGCGGGAUAGUCAAGCCAGGUGAGCUACUAGCAAUGCUUGGUCCAUCAGGUAGUGGCAAAACAACGCUAGUAACGGCGUUAGCCGGACGUUUACACGGUAAGCUCUCAGGAACGGUUAGUUAUAACGGAGAACCGUUUACAAGCGCCGUGAAACGUAAAACGGGAUUCGUUACGCAAGAAGACGUUCUCUACCCACACUUGACGGUAAUGGAGACGCUUACGUACACAGCUUUGCUCCGUUUACCCAAAGAACUGACCCGGAAAGAGAAAAUCGAGCAGACGGAGACUGUUGUUUCGGAUCUCGGGUUGAACCGGUGCAGUAACAGCGUGAUCGGAGGCGGGUUGGUCCGAGGGAUAUCGGGUGGGGAGAGAAAACGGGUUGGUAUCGGACAAGAAAUGCUUGUGAACCCGAGUUUGUUGCUUCUUGAUGAGCCGACGUCGGGGCUUGAUUCCACGACGGCGGCGCGUAUAGUCGCCACGUUGAGAACGUUAGCGCGUGGUGGUCGGACGGUGGUCACGACGAUUCAUCAGCCGUCGAGUAGGCUUUAUAGGAUGUUUGAUAAAGUGUUGGUUUUGUCUGAAGGAAGUCCGAUUUAUAGUGGGGAUUCGGGUCGGGUCAUGGAGUAUUUUGGAUCGAUUGGGUUUCAACCCGGAUCCAGUUUUGUUAACCCGGCUGACUUCGUUCUUGAUCUUGCUAACGGAAUUACUUCGGAUACAAAGCAACAUGAUCAAGUCGACAUAAAUGGGAGAUUAGAUCGGCUUGAAGAACAAAACUCAGUAAAACAGUCGUUAAUAUCGUCUUACAAAAAUAACUUGUAUCCACCUUUGAAAGAAGAAGUUUCUAGAACAUAUCCACAAGAUCAAACGGCCAAUGGAUCGAGAGCAAAGUCUUUAACAAAUCGAUGGCCAACAAGUUGGUGGAUGCAGUUCUCAGUUUUACUGAAGCGAGGUUUAAAGGAGAGAAGUCAUGAAUCAUUUUCAGGACUAAGAAUAUUUAUGGUCAUGUCGGUUUCUAUACUUUCUGGCCUCUUAUGGUGGCAUUCUCGCGUUGCUCAUAUACAAGAUCAGGUGGGUCUAUUGUUCUUCUUCUCGAUAUUCUGGGGAUUCUUUCCUCUCUUCAACGCCAUAUUUACAUUCCCUCAAGAACGUCCAAUGCUCAUAAAAGAGCGAUCCUCAGGAAUCUAUAGACUCUCCUCCUACUACAUAGCAAGAAUAGUUGGGGAUUUACCAAUGGAACUCAUUCUUCCAACGAUCUUUGUCACGAUCACAUAUUGGAUGGGAGGUCUCAAACCAUCUUUAACCACAUUCCUCUUGACCCUUAUGAUCGUUCUCUACAAUGUUUUAGUGGCUCAAGGCGUAGGGUUAGCCUUAGGAGCAAUUUUGAUGGAUGCGAAAAAAGCAGCAACAUUUUCUUCGGUUUUAAUGCUAGUGUUCUUACUAGCCGGAGGUUACUAUAUCCAGCAUAUACCGGGGUUCAUCGCGUGGUUGAAGUAUAUUUCUUUUAGCCAUUAUUGCUAUAAGCUUCUUGUUGGAGUUCAAUACACAUGGGAUGAGGUAUAUGAAUGUGGACCAGGGUUGCAUUGUAGCGUUAUGGAUUAUGAAGGGAUUAAGAAUUUGAGGAUAGGGUAUAUGAUGUGGGAUGUUUUGGCUCUUGCCCUUAUGUUGUUUCUUUAUAGAGUUCUUGCUUACCUCGCUCUAAGGAACUUGUGACUGCUUCUAAUUUGUAUUUUUUUUAACUAUGUAUAAGCCAAGUAAGUGUAAAAUAUCAAUAAGAUUACUAUUGUGGUUCAUUUCUCUUUCGCAACUCAAGAACAAAUCAAGAAGAAGGAUUAAAAAGACCCAACUGUAUACGAAAUCAUAGUCUAACUAAACACUGAAUCAACCCAUGACAUCUUGAAAGUUGUUAAAAACUUAAAACUAACCAAGAAAAUCCUUUAAAAUGAUAGAUGGUUUAAACUGCUUACUAUAAAACCUCAAGUUCUGAAACUUCACCAGUGAGUAAAAAAAACGACAGAAUGGAUAAACCCAUGCCUGUAUUACGUUUACAGCCCAUUUUGACACCUCAAAUUAAAAUACGUACGUUAGUAAUUUAAUAGUUAUAUGAUGUGUGAGAAAGAACAGAGACUGUCCAUGUCGAGGACUUCCUUAUCCGUUGGGUCAUUCGGUUAAGACGUGUCUCGUGUUUCCAUGUGUUUGAGCACGUCAUCCCAGCACUAAAGCCAAGCGCGUGGUCGCUUUGCGUUCUUGUGGAUGUGCUCUUCCGGCUCGUGAGGUGACCCGGAGGGCAAGGCGUGGAGAUGUGGCUGCUUAUCACCCCAUUUUUGUGCAGGUUUUAGGCGUAUGGUUCUUCGGAGCUUCUUGCGUCUCAAUAAUUGCUUGGUCUUGGUGAUGCGGGAGUUCUAGGCCUCUUGAGAGGCUGCUGUUCGUGUUGGUCAACGCUUAGGAAGUCUACUGCGAGCUGUUCUUGGUCGAGUCAAUCAUAAAGAGCGGAUCAUCGGGGAGGCCAAAAUUACCGGGUUCUGACUCUCGGAUUAACUGUGAUUCUUCCUUUUGCGGCAAGCGGUUGUGCGGAUUAGUUGAGACCUCCGGUAGCAGUUUUUUCUUGUUGUGUAUGUCUCUUGUUUUGUCAAGUUUGAGUUGUUGUUUAGGUUUUUAUUUUUUUUCUUCUGUUUCUUUGUUAUCUUUGUAAUUCUGUCAAAAAACUGAAAAUUGGUAAUAAUAUCUUUACAUUUUUACC
Brassica rapa (field mustard) is the source of this 3028-nucleotide messenger RNA. RefSeq names its product ABC transporter G family member 21. Gene Ontology annotation, molecular function: ATP hydrolysis activity; ATP binding; ABC-type transporter activity. NCBI's taxonomy places the organism in Eukaryota, Viridiplantae, Streptophyta, Magnoliopsida, Brassicales, Brassicaceae. Gene Ontology annotation, cellular component: plasma membrane. The record is from RefSeq and is a predicted model, not a curated record. Gene Ontology annotation, biological process: transmembrane transport.